This is a messenger RNA of Ilyonectria robusta, 1146 nucleotides long. Its product is annotated as Alpha/Beta hydrolase protein. Gene Ontology annotation, molecular function: hydrolase activity. Bases 1 to 1146 code for a protein of 381 amino acids. The record is from RefSeq and is a predicted model, not a curated record. The transcript is spliced from 2 exons. NCBI's taxonomy places the organism in Eukaryota, Fungi, Ascomycota, Sordariomycetes, Hypocreales, Nectriaceae.
AUGGCGUCUCCCUUCUCCAACGCGGACAAAUUCCGUUUGGCAUUCCGGUUUCUCCAAGCUCCAUUCUACGUCUCGGCAUACGUCGCCCGUGCUACAGUUAUUGCUGGAUUUCGAGGACUCCCCCUUCGAGACUACGUUCUGUGUGGAGUUUACAAAGCGCUCCAGGAUGUUUUUGACGCACGCGAAACUCAAUAUUUGUGCCCCCCAACCAAAGAGGUGUUCAAAUCAUGGGUUGAGGUGGAAAUAUCCAAGCUGAGUCCAGGAGCGGAUUCAGAAAAGGCUGGUCGAUUGAGCUGCGACAUUGAACCACUGGAGGACGGGAACUCCUCGAUCCUCUGGCUCGGAGACCGCCACAAGGCUAAGAAAGUAGUGCUCUUCUUCCACGGAGGAGGCUUCACUACCCCAAUGCUCACUUCAUAUAUGGAGUGGCUGUGGCGAUCGUUUAUCGUGGCUGGUAUCGAGGCAGAGACUGAAGUUGCAGUGGCAAUCCUCGAGUACACGCUCUGCCCCGUUGCGCGGUAUCCCAUGCAACUGCGUCAGGCCGCCAGUGGCCUAUCUCAUUUGCUUGCAUCUGGAAUUCUCCCAGAGAAUAUCAUCAUCGGCGGAGAUUCUGCUGGCGGCAACUUGACAGGCCAGUUGAUGUGCCAUUUGGUGUGGCCGCAUCCCGAAGCCGUUCAGAUCAGCCUGGCCAAGCCAUUCGCUGGAGUAUUCCUCAUCUCGCCGUGGCUCACAAAAGAAACAAACGAUCGAGCAUUUGUUGAAAACGGCUCGAUUGAUAUGCUCUCUGCCGACUUUGUGAAGUCAAUCAUAGGUGUAGUGGUGGGUUAUGACGAUUGGGAGACGAGGUCAAUGGAAGAACGCUGUCAUUUAUUUGCCCUCGACAUGGAGAAGCCCUGGAUACACCAUCUGAGCGCCCUUACAAACCAGAUGUACGUGUCGGUGGGAUACCACGAGGUGUUUCGGGACCAAUGCAUCGAUUUUGUGGGACAAGUGCAGAAGAACAGCCCCGAGAUGAAGCUACAGUUUGAUCUUCAAGAAACGAUGGCACACGAUUUUAUCUUAAUUGAAGGCGACGAUAAACGAAACGGAGAGUGCAUCGAAGCGUUGAAAAAAUGGACAAGGAGUAUAUUAAUUGCAAAUUCUUGA